GCGUGAAAGGCUUCAGAAAACCAGUAGUGCAUGCGCGCGCCUUACACAGCAACAUUAAUACCAGCUUCAGACAACCUGACGUGCCGAGUAGAGACAAAUUAAUCUUGACAAGUUCUUUGUUUUAAUAAACAGUUCAGCGAAGUGAAGUGGUUUAAAUUAGUUAACCAACUAUUAUGGGCUCCAAAAGAAUGCGAGGUUUUUUAACUGUCUGGCAUAGGUGGAUGCUCGUUUUCACUUUGUUGCACACUUUGGCUGUUUUACCCACUUUCUCUGAGGGUAAGACGGUGAAAUACCAGACCUACGAAGAAGAUGCUCUUGACACUGUUAUCGGAAUCCUUGCCAAGGACAUGUCCUUAAAUCCUUCCAUGGGCACCAAGACCAAUUUUCGGAUGAUGAAACAGUCAAACGCUUCCUUUAUCAGACUGAGAGAGAGCGACGGGCAGCUCACCAUCGGUGAAAGAAUCGACAGGGAGCGGAUCUGCAAGCACACUCCUCAGUGUCUCAUCGCCUUCGACGUUGUCAGCUUUUCCAAAGAACAGUUCAAAUUGAUCCACGUCGAAGUGGAGGUCAAGGACAUCAAUGACAACUCUCCGGAGUUCCCUAACAAGGAAUCGACACUGGAGAUUUCAGAAAAUGCCGCGGUGGGUUCCAGAAUUCCCUUGGACGUUGCUGUGGACGAGGACGUUGGCACAAACUACAUCCAAAGCUACCAAAUUUCAGUCAAUAGCCAUUUUACCAUUGAUGUGCUAAUCAGUGCGGAUGGGGUUAAAUCUGCGGAGCUGGUGCUAAUGAAACAGCUGGACAGAGAGACACAGUCGUCUUAUGUGUUGGAGCUUGCUGCUACCGACGGCGGGAAUCCGUCCAGGUCUGGCACCACCAGGAUAAAUGUGAAGGUGAAAGACUUCAAUGACAACAGUCCAGUUUUUGAUCAGAACAAUUUUUCGGUAGACAUACUCGAAGACGCGCCUGUUGGAUUCCUGCUAUUGGACUUAAAUGCCGUCGAUCCUGAUGAGGGUUUAAACGGUGAAGUUGUGUACGGGUUCGGAAAUCAGGUAUCUGUUGAAAUCAGGCAACUUUUUAAAGUCGACCGAAAAUCCGGGCGCUUAACGCUCCAGAGCCCAAUCGAUUUCGAGAACAAGAAAACCUACGAAUUAGACGUACAAGCGUACGAUUUGGGUCCCAAUCCGACACCCUCAAUGUGUAAAAUAGUUAUUCACGUCCAAGACGUGAACGACAAUGCCCCAGAAAUCAGUAUUACGCCCAUGACUUCCAUCACGGCGGGGAUUGCAUACAUUACAGAAGCAGCGGCAAAAGACAGUUUUGUGGCGCUGAUCAGCACCUCGGACAGAGACUCCGGAGAGAAUGGGCAGGUUCAUUGCACCCUGUACGGGCACGACCAUUUCAAACUUCAGCAGGCUUACGAGGACAGUUACAUGAUUGUCACCACGGCAUCACUGGACAGAGAAAAGAUAGCCGAAUAUAACUUGACAGUGGUUGCCGAAGAUUUGGGCUCCCCUCCGUUCAGAACCAUCACCCAAUACACCAUUAGGCUGAGCGACGAGAACGACAACGCCCCUCUGUUCAGCAAGCCAGUGUAUGAAGUUUCCGUGGUGGAAAACAAUGCGCCAGGCGCGUAUAUCACCACCGUAGUGGCACGGGACCUUGAUUUGGGGCACAAUGGUAAAGUCAGCUACAGGCUUUUAGACUCUUACAUUAUGGGUUCUCCUGUAUCGACUUUUGUGUCUCUAGAUCCGGCUACAGGUUCGAUAUAUGCCCUGAGAAGUUUCAAUUACGAAGUCAUGAAACACCUGGAGCUCAGAAUCCAGGCGAGCGACGGGGGGUCGCCGCAGCUCCACAGUAGUGCAGCCAUCAAUCUAAAAAUAGUUGAUCAGAAUGACAACGCACCUUCCAUCACGCAACCCCUGCUCAAUAAUGGAUCUGCUGAAAUCCUUCUACCAAAAGAUUCGCCUUCAGGUUAUAUUAUAACCCAGAUAAAGGCAAUAGAUGCUGACGACGGUGUAAAUGCGGAGAUGUCCUACAAAAUUAUCAAAGGGGAGGCUUCGGUGUUCUCCAUCAACAGAGCCACAGGGGAGAUCCGCCUGAAUCGUGAACUGAACUACGACGUUAACGAAAGCCUGAAAAUCUACAUCACUGUCAAUGACAACGGGAGACCUUCACUGACUUCCACAGCAACUAUCCGUUUCACUCUCGUUGCUGGGGCUCCCCCCAGCGACCGCACCGUGGUUAGACAAAAUGCCGAGGAAGGGCCAAUUCACUGGGACACGUCAAUUGUUAUCAUUGUGGUUCUUGCUGGGAGUUGCUCACUACUCCUGCUGGCAAUCAUACUAAUCGCCACUACUUGCAAUCGGCGCAAACGUCAGAAGAAAAGUGGUGGCUUCCAGGACACGGUGGACAUGCCCCACUUGGAGAAGGCGAAAAACAAUGGCCACUCGCUCGUGUCCGGCCACAGUGGCAGCAACGUGUUCGAGUCUCGCGCGUUUUCCAAUAAAUCCCCGUUCGCCAAUUCCAACACUGCGGAGACUGACCCAGAAGAUGGCAGCGAAACUACGUGCGUCUACGAACCCGAAAACAAAAUCCGUGCAGGCAAAUUUGAGGGUUAUUCUACGUUACCUGGCUACGGAAAAGAAGCUGUCAGACCAAUUACAAUAUGGAAGGGUAAUUCCUAUACAACCAUCUCAGCCAGAGAUCCCCAGUUCAGCGGAAAGGACAGUGGGAAAGGAGAUAGUGACUUCAACGACAGCGACUCUGACAUAAGCGGAGACGGCAUCAAAAAAGACUGUCCACCGCUCAACGUCCAAAGUGGUUUGUGGGCGUGCACGAGCGAGUGUAAGAUCCUCGGUCACUCCGACCGGUGCUGGAGCCCGUCGGCCGUAAGGUCCAACGCCACGCCCUCCCAGAGCCACUUGUCCACCUUCGCCAAGACAGCCUCCCUGCCGCGUGACACCUUGCGUCGAGACAACUACUACCAGGCGCACAUACCCAAAACUGUCGGCUUGCAGAGCGUAUAUGAAAAAGUUCUAAACAGGGAAUUCGAUUAUGUACUGGUUUCCCCGCCACGACCUGUCAGGGUACAGGAAAUUGACGAGAUUACUGUACCCGUGUAUGCGCCUACCACGACGCGGUGCCCAACGAAUGACGCCUAAAGCUUUACAAACUCGUCAUAUUAAUUUAUAAUUUUCCGUGAGAAAUCAAAAUAAAGCCUCGUGACUGUAGGGGCUUAAAGUUAUUUAAUUUUUGGCUUUAAAUAAGAGAAUAUAUACAUUUAUUAAAUAUUUGUGUAUUCACAUUUUGAAACGUUUGUGUAAGUCAUCAUUUGAUUGUAUCAAGUUUGUUAAACAUACUAUGUAUAUUAUGCAAUUUUUUGUAUAUACAGAUUAUAUUUUUAUAAUGAUUCAAAACAAAAUAAUGUAAAAUUAGCUGUUGUUAUUGAUUUUGGAAAGGCAUGCUUAUUAUUUAAAAAAAGGCCUGAAAUGAUUAUUAUACCAGAUCACUGAAGCUGGUAAAAGAUCCAUAUCAAACUGAUAAAAGUGUAUGAAUUUAACUGAAUGCAGUGCAGGCCUGUAUUUGUUUUAGAUUUUUAUCAUGUUGUGCAAAUAAA
Molecule: messenger RNA, 3619 nt
Organism: Anguilla anguilla (European eel)
Lineage: Eukaryota; Metazoa; Chordata; Actinopteri; Anguilliformes; Anguillidae
Product: protocadherin-8-like
Exons: 3
Coding region: 174-3164 (996 amino acids)
Biological process (GO): homophilic cell-cell adhesion
Cellular component (GO): plasma membrane
Molecular function (GO): calcium ion binding
Source: RefSeq, a predicted model, not a curated record